Ictidomys tridecemlineatus (thirteen-lined ground squirrel) is the source of this 3042-nucleotide messenger RNA. The record is from RefSeq and is a predicted model, not a curated record. Lineage: Eukaryota; Metazoa; Chordata; Mammalia; Rodentia; Sciuridae.
GAAUUAAGCACAACACCUAUUCUGAGCUAAUCUGUCAAAUUUUACUCAUGGAAGGUGGCUUUAACCAAGAGAGCAGAUCCAGCUGAGCUUAGAACAAUAUUUUUGAAGUAUGCAAGCAUUGAAAAAAAUGGUGAAUUUUUUAUGUCUCCUAAUGACUUUGUUACUCGAUAUUUGAAUAUUUUUGGAGAAAGCCAGCCUAAUCCAAAGACUGUGGAACUUUUAAGUGGCGUGGUGGAUCAGACCAAAGAUGGGUUAAUAUCCUUUCAAGAAUUUGUAGCAUUUGAGUCUGUCCUGUGUGCCCCAGAUGCUUUGUUUAUGGUCGCCUUUCAGCUGUUCGACAAAGCUGGCAAAGGAGAAGUUACUUUUGAGGACGUUAAGCAAGUUUUUGGACAGACCACAAUUCAUCAACAUAUUCCGUUUAACUGGGAUUCAGAAUUUGUGCAACUACAUUUUGGGAAAGAAAGAAAAAGACACCUGACAUAUGCAGAGUUUACUCAGUUUUUGCUGGAAAUACAGUUGGAGCAUGCAAAGCAAGCCUUUGUGCAACGGGAUAAUGCCAAAACUGGAAGAGUCACAGCCAUUGACUUCCGAGACAUCAUGGUCACUAUCCGGCCCCACGUCUUGACACCUUUUGUAGAAGAAUGUCUAGUAGCUGCUGCUGGAGGUACCACAUCUCAUCAAGUUAGUUUCUCCUAUUUUAAUGGAUUUAAUUCGCUUCUUAACAACAUGGAACUCAUUAGAAAGAUCUACAGCACUCUGGCGGGCAACAGGAAAGAUGUAGAGGUGACUAAGGAGGAGUUUGUUCUGGCAGCUCAGAAAUUUGGUCAGGUUACACCCAUGGAGGUUGACAUCUUGUUUCAGUUAGCAGAUUUAUAUGAGCCAAGGGGACGUAUGACCUUAGCCGACAUCGAGCGGAUUGCUCCCCUGGAAGAGGGAACUCUGCCCUUCAAGUUGGCUGAGGCCCAGAGGCAGAAAGCUUCAGGUGAUUCAGCCCGGCCAAUCCUCCUCCAAGUUGCAGAGUCGGCCUACAGGUUUGGUCUGGGUUCUAUUGCUGGAGCUGUUGGAGCCACUGCCGUGUAUCCUAUUGAUCUUGUAAAAACUCGAAUGCAGAACCAGCGAUCAACUGGCUCUUUUGUGGGAGAGCUCAUGUAUAAAAACAGCUUUGACUGUUUUAAGAAAGUACUACGCUACGAAGGCUUCUUUGGCCUGUAUAGAGGUCUGUUGCCACAGUUAUUGGGAGUCGCCCCAGAGAAGGCCAUAAAACUCACAGUGAAUGAUUUUGUGAGGGAUAAAUUUAUGCACAAAGAUGGUUCCGUCCCACUUGCAGCAGAAAUUCUUGCUGGAGGCUGUGCUGGAGGCUCCCAAGUGAUUUUCACAAAUCCUUUAGAAAUUGUCAAGAUCCGCUUGCAAGUGGCUGGAGAAAUCACCACUGGACCCCGAGUCAGUGCUCUGUCCGUCCUCCGAGAUCUGGGGUUCUUUGGCAUCUACAAGGGUGCCAAAGCCUGCUUUCUGCGGGACAUUCCUUUCUCGGCCAUCUACUUCCCGUGUUAUGCUCAUGUGAAGGCUUCUUUGGCAAAUGAAGAUGGGCAGGUUAGCCCUGGGAGCCUGCUCUUAGCUGGUGCUAUAGCUGGUAUGCCUGCGGCAUCUUUAGUGACCCCUGCUGAUGUUAUCAAGACUAGAUUACAGGUGGCCGCCCGGGCUGGCCAAACCACUUACAGCGGAGUGAUAGACUGCUUCAGAAAGAUCCUGCGGGAAGAAGGCCCAAAAGCUUUGUGGAAAGGAGCUGGUGCUCGUGUAUUUCGAUCCUCACCCCAGUUUGGUGUCACUUUGCUGACUUAUGAAUUGCUACAGCGAUGGUUCUACAUUGAUUUUGGAGGAGUAAAACCCAUGGGAUCUGAGCCAGUUCCUAAAUCUAGGAUCACACUGCCUGCUCCUAAUCCUGAUCACGUUGGGGGCUAUAAGCUAGCAGUUGCAACGUUUGCAGGAAUUGAAAACAAAUUUGGACUUUACCUACCUCUCUUCAAGCCAUCAACAUCUACCUCAGAAGGGCUCAGUGGAGGCCCAUAGGGUGACUGGCCCGAGGAUAUUGCUUGUUUGGUUGUUGGUACAGCAGUAAGAAUGCCCCAUCUUGGACUGAAGCAAGGCUUCAUUCCUUUCAUGUCCGGCUCCUGUUUGAAUUCAGGUCGAAGCUUUCUAUAAAGCCAGUUCAUUCAUUUUUGUGUUUUUUGUCAACCAGAUCAUAGUGGAAUUAUUCCUAAUUAUUCUCUGAACCUCUCCCUACAAACCUUGGUUCAAAUCUGACAUUUGCUCAGAUUGGUCGACCCUAACAUGAUUCAAGGAAGGAGAAUAGAGAUUAAGGCUCCCCUUCUUGGACUGAGAUGAUGGUCCCAGAGAGGCUGCUGAAAGGCAAUCAUGGUUCUCAGAGCAAAAGGUUCCGAGCAUGUUUAAAUUGGUAGGAAGCUGCGUGCAUAUUUAUAAAAAUGAAAAACACUGGAAGAAGUGAAAAAAAUAUCAGAAAUAGCCAGCCAGGAUUCAAAUUUUAAACAUGCACAAAUUUUGUCUCUGGAUUGUAUUAUGAAGCUUUUAUGUGAAACAUGUUUUUUGUAAUGAAAACCACAUUGGAGAUGUUUAGUAAUCAUAUUCUGUUACUGGUACCAAGACUGCUAGGGGAAAGUUUUUGCACUUUAAGGAAGUGCUUUUGGCAUUUGAUAAUAUAGACAGAGAAACUGAGACACAGUCCCGCUCCUGGAUGUGCUAAUUAUUUUGAAUAACUGUUCAUAUGAUGCACUCAUGCUGAUUACUGCCUGUUUCAAUAAACACUAUAGAAAAAUUCAUGCACCCUAUUGCUGGUACUGGCCCUAAACCCCUCCCCAUCCCAAUAGUUGGUGCCCAUUUGCUUUUAAAAUCCACUUUCUGUCUUAAAUCAUGUCAGACAAAUAUAUUCUAAUAUAAAUUUUUAAUUUAAUUUGUGGUGCCUUGCAUAAUGGUCAGAGGCUCAUGUGUUUGUUAAGGUCGAAAUAAACUAUUUUUAAUGCUAUCGAA